ACAACUCCUCAAGGUACGCCUCAGAGCCGAGUCUUCUCGCUCACAGGACCCCAGACGUCGACGCCCAACAAGGAAUCGUCAGCUCGCAGAUGCCUUCCUCUACUAGAAAACUCGUCCCGGCAGCAGGAUAUUUGUCCAGCCAAUAAUUGCGGCCGUCUUCGUUACGUGGGUACCGCACCGGUCGACUUAAUAAAUCUGAGUCAUAAUGAGCCUCCACCUCGCUACGUUUACGCAGAAAGCGGCCUGGAGUCCAUGCCGAUGAUGUCCGGAUCGCCCAAGUAUCACGUGGUGCCGGCCGAUCAGAAGAAUUAUCAAAGCGUUGAGAGCGCGUUUAUAGCGCGCACCGCCGUUGUACCACCGUUAUCACCGCCAAAUAGUGACGCGAACACGACUUUGGCAAGUGGCAUGGAAAAAAGCGAGAGAAAGAGCGCGCCAAUCCUGCUAAUACUGGUCGGUCUUUUGACGUGUGGCCUCGCUCUCUACCUAUCCUGGUCGCAAGGACGAAGAUACUACUUCGAUAGCGCAGUUGGCUGCGGUGCCUGUUGCGCUUUAGCGGGUGCAUGCAGGAGUCUACGAAAAACUUGGACAGGACUCGGUCUGGCUGGACUAGCGGCACUGAGUUGCGCCGGUCUUCUGCUGCUAGCCGCUAAAUCUCCGAAGGAUGGCACACCGCUCCACGACAUCACAGCCGGUGCCUUGUGCGGAGUGUCAGUUUUAGGCGCUGGUCUCGCCCUGUUGGCCCUCUUGAAGCCGAGAUGCAGUUUCGGACGUCAUAGACGAGUGCAUUCUUGGAUACCACGAUUCUCCCCUUAG
Molecule: messenger RNA, 813 nt
Organism: Formica exsecta
Lineage: Eukaryota; Metazoa; Arthropoda; Insecta; Hymenoptera; Formicidae
Exons: 3
Source: RefSeq, a predicted model, not a curated record